Messenger RNA from Mizuhopecten yessoensis (Yesso scallop), 614 nucleotides. Its product is annotated as tyrosine-protein kinase ABL1-like. Lineage: Eukaryota; Metazoa; Mollusca; Bivalvia; Pectinida; Pectinidae. Gene Ontology annotation, molecular function: protein binding; protein tyrosine kinase activity; ATP binding. The record is from RefSeq and is a predicted model, not a curated record. The transcript has 3 exons. The annotation marks the transcript as partial.
AUGUCAUAACUGCAGGUGAACAGGUGACCAUCCUGGGCUAUAACAAGGGAGGCGAGUGGUGCGAGGUCAAAAACAAGGCCGGGGACAUCGGCUGGGUGCCUAGCAACUACAUCGCACCGGUCAACAGCCUUGAUAAGUUUUCCUGGUACCAUGGACAGAUUUCUCGGAACGCAUCGGAGUACCUGCUCAGUAGUGGCAUCAAUGGAAGCUUCCUGGUCCGGGAGAGUGAGAGCAGCCCGGGUCAAAGGUCGAUAUCAGUCAGGUUUGAGGGAAGGGUCUACCAUUACAGGAUCAGCGAGGAUUCCGAUGGAAAGGUGUUUGUGACUCAGGAGCACCGCUUUAACACGCUGGCAGAACUUGUCCACCACCACUCCAUACACUCAGAUGGCCUGGUCACCACGCUGCUAUACCCUGCCCCAAAACGCACCAAACCAACAGUGUUCGGCCUUAGCCCCGAGCCUGACCGAUGGGAGAUCGAACGCACGGAAAUUGCCAUGAAACACAGGCUAGGCGGAGGUCAGUAUGGCGAUGUAUAUGAGGCAAUUUGGAAGCGCUACAACAAAACUGUUGCUGUUAAAACUCUCAAGGUAAGAAAUACACACUGGUUGAAUUAA